CAUAGAUGUUCGUCAUCACGCCGCGACACUGAGGGAGGGCUGGUGGGGAGCACGUUGACGCACCGGAGCUCCGGCAGUUCAGGAGGAAAGAAAAGAGAGAAAAGGGCAGAUCCUUCCCUCCAGAACCCUUCUGCCUCUGCCUGCCUUCCAGUGACCUACACCAGGGAGUCGCCGGUGAAACCGCAUCAGCUUCUACGAGUUCGCGAUGUCAGUCACGGAGAUGUUCAGCUACAUCCAGGGCUUUUUAAGUGCCGACCAAGAUGUUCGAGAGGACAUAAGGAAGGUUGUCCAAGUUCUGGAGCAGACCGCGAGGGAGAUACUGACUGUUCUUCAAAGCGUCCAUCAGCCAACUGGUUUCAAAGACAUUCCCAGCAAGUGCCUGAAGGCCAGAGAACUGUUUUCCACCGUUCAAAGCCAAAUCGGUGAGCUGAAAACCAAGUUUCCAGUGGAACAGUACUACAGAUUUCAUGAACACUGGAGGUUUGUUCUUCAGCGCCUCACCUUUCUCGCAGCUUUUGUGGUCUAUUUGGAGAGUGAGUCCUUGGUGACGCGAGAGGAAGUGGCUAAAAUACUUGGAACUGAAGUUGACCGAGAAAAGGGCUUCCAUUUGGACAUUGAAGAUUAUCUAGCAGGAAUUCUUAUUAUGGCCAGUGAACUGUCAAGAUUGGCAGUCAAUAGUGUGACGGCUGGAGACUAUGGGCGUCCCCUCCGUAUCUCCAAUUUUAUCAACGAACUUGAUUCUGGCUUUCGCUUGCUCAAUCUGAAAAACGACCCUCUGCGUAAACGCUAUGAUGGCCUCAAGUAUGAUGUCAAGAAGAUCGAGGAGGUGGUGUAUGACCUGUCUAUCCGUGGCCUUGCCAAGGAGCCAGAGGCUGGGGGAGAUAAGUAGAGGCAGUAGGGGAAUAGAAGAGGCCACGGGGCACAACCCUGGCUGGAAUUCUCCAUGACUGAGAGAAUGGAGACUUAACCUGCCAGUGGGCAGGUGGGUGGAGGAAGAGAAGAGGGGAUGGAGGUAUUGAAGCCCCAGAAGCCUUUGACGGUGGUGUGUAUUUUGAAGCCAUCUGUCUGACCUGGUGGAAAGCUGUUUAGACCUGUUAAAAAAAAAAAGGGGAGAUGUUCAGUUUCUCACCACUGUUGAGAGAAGUUUACUUUUGUACAGUUCACCUGUAUGUUCGGUUGGAUGUGCCAUUUUGCUGUUCUUAUUGUUUUGUGUUGGUUAUCACACUUGUGAAUCAUUGUACAAACAUCUGAUAUGAAGGGGGCUGUUGUUGUUGUUGUUGUUGUUGUUAUUAUUAUUAUUAUUGUUAUUGUUAUUAUUAUUGUUAUUAUUAUUAUUUUUAUGGAUACAUAAGGAAUAAUCUUGACAUGGGGAAAAAAAGAUCUUCCCAGAUUUGUUGUUCUUUAACAUUACCUGACAUUCAGCUAUGAUUAUGUUGGAUUAAGCCUACAGGGUUUUUCACUUAGUUAUGUACUGAAUGUGCACAUAAGGGGAACUUUUUAAAAAGUGACUAGUGGGGGAAAAUAUGCUUAAAUUACCUGACACUUUUACAUCGGGGGGGGCUUAGGCGCUGACAUUUUGCUUCAGUUUCCCCAUAGACAUAAUUUUAUGUCUGCACCUGUUUCCACUAGCACAUGUCCAUGUUCUCUCUGAGUAUUACCAAAUACCUCCUGGGCCUAUUAGCAUUGACACUGGCUGACUUAUUUCUUUUAUUAUUCAGAAUGUUUCUACUCCAGGUUUAAUUUUGCAGUUUUAUAUUGUAAUUUGGCUGAAAUGUUACAUACCUUGGAGAAAAUUACUUCAUAAUGGAGAUUUUAUUGCCUUAUUUUCAUUAUCUUCUAGUGAACGCUCUGAUCCCAUCACCUGCAUCAAUUAUACAUUUGUCAAUUGUUAUGGAUGCUUGCAUUGCAUCUUUGCAUGUUGCAUAUGGCCUUUUACAGCAUAAAGAGCCUUUAUAGCGUGUCUUUUGAAAAAAUGCCCAGCUUGAUAGCAAAGCAAACUACAAAAUAUCAGCUUUAAUUUCCUUGUGUGCUGCACAAGUCUGCUGUUGUCUUCUUGCAAACUACAUUUUAUUGCCCUUAGUGUGUAGCUAUGUAUGUGAGCAUGUAACUGGUCUGAUUAGUAAAUAUAUGUUUAAGUACUGCUUAAAAAACCCCAUAAAAUCUCUUUCUUGAUGUCUGAUUCUGACUCUGUCAGCGACAGUAUGGACUUAGUAAUAGUAUGCACUUUUCUUUUUGGCCUGUAAUGGUUUCUAGUACGCCAGCAGCUGACUUUGUGUUCAUUUUAACAGUUUGCCUCUUCCUGUUUGCCAUGAACUGUAAUGUCUGCAUUUCAAAACUUUUUUUUUUGUUAUUCUUACUUUAAUAAAGUGCAAAUUAAAUCCUUUUCAACAAGCAA
Molecule: messenger RNA, 2395 nt
Organism: Pygocentrus nattereri (red-bellied piranha)
Lineage: Eukaryota; Metazoa; Chordata; Actinopteri; Characiformes; Serrasalmidae
Gene: tsn
Product: translin
Exons: 6
Coding region: 206-889 (227 amino acids)
Biological process (GO): RNA metabolic process
Cellular component (GO): cytoplasm; nucleus
Molecular function (GO): sequence-specific DNA binding; RNA binding; single-stranded DNA binding
Source: RefSeq, a predicted model, not a curated record